Molecule: messenger RNA, 2879 nt
Organism: Corythoichthys intestinalis (scribbled pipefish)
Lineage: Eukaryota; Metazoa; Chordata; Actinopteri; Syngnathiformes; Syngnathidae
Gene: flot1b
Product: flotillin 1b
Exons: 13
Coding region: 149-1432 (427 amino acids)
Biological process (GO): positive regulation of cell-cell adhesion mediated by cadherin; regulation of receptor internalization; positive regulation of cell junction assembly
Cellular component (GO): flotillin complex; cytoplasmic vesicle; plasma membrane
Source: RefSeq, a predicted model, not a curated record
GUGAACUUCCGGCCUGGAAGACAUUUUUGUCGUUCCGAGGGUAAACAGCAAGCCCUUCACUCGAGCCGUCUCAACGCGAAUUCAACACGGUUUUUAAUCCCCCUGACAAAUACCAGUUUACGUGUGUUUUCAGGCAAAAUCUGCAAAAAUGUUUUACACAUGUGGACCCAAUGAAGCCAUGGUCGUCUCAGGCUUUGGCCGCUCUCCUCCUUUAAUGAUUGCAGGAGGACGAGUUUUCGUCGUUCCAUGUAUUCAGCAGAUCCAGAGGAUCACUCUGAAUACGCUGACUCUAAAUGUGAAGAGUGACAAAGUGUACACCAGACAUGGUGUCCCCAUUUCUGUUACGGGCAUUGCUCAGGUGAAAAUCCAAGGCCAGAACAAAGAGAUGCUAGCCACGGCCUGCCAAAUGUUCAUGGGCAAAUCGGAGCCUGAAAUUGCCCAGAUUGCCUUGGAGACGCUGGAGGGCCACCAGAGGGCUAUCAUUGCUCACCUAACUGUGGAGGAGAUCUACCAGGACCGCAAGAAGUUCUCUGAGCAGGUUUUCAAGGUGGCCUCUUCCGACCUGGUCAACAUGGGGAUCGGGGUGGUCAGUUACACUCUCAAGGAUGUCCAUGAUGAUCAGGAUUACCUCCACUCUCUGGGCAAGGCCAGGACAGCCCAAGUGCAGAAGGACGCCAGGAUCGGAGAGGCGCAGUACAAGCGGGACGCUGUCAUCAGGGAGGCCCAGGCUAUGCAGGAGAAGGUGUCUGCUCAGUACAAGAACGAGAUCGAGAUGGCCAAAUCCCAGCGGGACUACGAGCUGAAGAAGUCAGCCUACGACGUGGAGGUCAAUACCAAGAAGGCGGAGUCAGAAAUGGCCUAUCAACUUCAGGUGGCCAAAACCAAGCAGCGCAUUGAGGAGGAAAAGAUGCAAGUGCAAGUGGUGGAGCGCAGUCAGCAGAUCAUGCUGCAGGAGCAGGAGAUUGUCCGCAAGGAGAAGGAGCUGGAGGCCAAGGUCAAGAAGCCCGCUGAGGCUGAGAAAUAUCGUCUGGAGAGACUGGCAGAGGCGCAGCGCCUUCAGCUCAUCAUGGAGGCCGAGGCUGAAGCAGAGUCCAUCAAAAUGAAGGGCGAGGCUGAGGCGUUUGCGCUGGAAGCCAAAGGUCGCGCCGAGGCCGAGCAGAUGUCCAAGAAAGCUGAAGCCUUCAAGCAGUACGGAGAAGGCGCCAUGGUGGACAUGCUGCUGGAGAAGCUGCCUAUGAUGGCCGAGGAGAUCAGCAAGCCGCUGUCGUCGGCCCAGAAGAUCACCAUGGUUUCCAGCGGCGGCGCGGACGUCGGCGCCGCCAAGCUGGCCGGUGAGGUUCUGGAGAUCAUGACCCGCGUGCCAUCAGCGGUGGAGAAGCUCACCGGGGUGGACAUCUCCCAGGUUACGAGCACGCCCCUUCGCGUGCAUUAAGACAACAUCACGCCUCCGCCUCCCGGUGCCUCAAUGACCACAUCUGUGACGCCAACCCUCCCUCGCGUGCAUGUGAACCUUUCAUAAAUAUCUCAGUCAAGCUUUGUAUGUGGCAGGGUCCGUCGGUAAAGUACGCGUAUCGGACGAUACGAUUUUGCUUCAUGUUUAUCGCCCGCUCCAUGUAUGCUGUAUUAAGUCUGUGAAAUAGAUUACGUAGUGAACAUUAUUACACCCGACUGAGCUCUGAAUAUGUGGGAAAGAGUCGGAGAGGGCCUCACUGAAAAGACAAAGAAAGGCAUAGUAUUAUGCUAUUGACCUGGAAUUUUCAGUAAUAGUCAAAACAUUUCGUAGAUUAAGAAAAUGUCGUUUAAAGUGUUUAAAAGUCAGAAUCUUUAGAAAUUUUAAUUGUGAGGAACGAUAAAGUUGAAUAGGUUCACAAUUUAUUACUGUAUAAUAGAUUUGAAGGUGUUUUGAUGACUAUGCAAGUAUUCAAAAUAAAAUUAACAUUUGAAUUGUUGAAUUUUCCCACUAUUUUAAGUUUCCUUAUAACAUUAUGUGCUUUAACGAAUGAUUUUUUUUUUUUUUUUUUUUUACCCCUUUGAAAUUUAACAUGUACCUUUUGAUGGUGAAUUUUUUUUUUUUUAAAUUAUAAAUGUAGUCCCAAAAGAUUACAUAAUUGGAACCCACACAAUCAAUACUUUUUUCCUGUCGUAAGAAACGCUAAAAAUGGUAGAAACGAAUGUAUUUAAACUAUUCACCCCCUUUUCAGUGUGGCCUAAAUCCUCUUUAAUAAAUCCCCGCUACAAUUGAAGGAUUUAACUAUGAACACUAGACGUCCCAUUCAUUUACACUGGCUCGCUGUGAAUGCUAGUUUUCAUGCCAUUGAUGGCGCUUUAGUCCAAUCCAUUGUGACCGCCAUCAAUAGCAGCCUAUGAGUUAAUUUAGAGGUCACGUAAAAGGAAGUGGUUACUGGGCACGAGAAGGUGCAUAUGUUUUACCUACGAAAAGCAAAAGGAAGUGUUCUGAAUAGUUAAUGGAUAUCAAUGUUACUAACCGAGGCGCGCUGGUUUCAAGACUAAUCGUCCACAUUUAUGAUGAUGUAGUUUGUUUUUUCUGUACAUUUUUAUCACUUUACUAACAACCCAAAGCUGGAUGCAUGCGUCACGCCGCCAAGUGCCUGCUAGCUUCAACUCCUUAUCAAACCUCAGAGCUCGUGCGUUCAGGGAAGAAAUUUCAUGUUUGACUUGGGUUGCAAAGCAGCGGUAAAUUUCCACCAAUCAAAACUCCGCAACCCAACCAAGCCAUAAUGCUGCCACUACGGAUGCCUCUUUUCAUUGUAACCCUUUUUAAAUGUCUUUACGUGUGCUUGUUUUCAGCAUGUGUAGUGUUAAAUGUUGAGCAUUUAUCUGUAUUCAGAGGAAAUUCUACAAAUAAAGUUACGAUUCCA